Messenger RNA from Coregonus clupeaformis (lake whitefish), 3305 nucleotides. Its product is annotated as homeobox protein Dlx1a. The transcript is spliced from 5 exons. Gene Ontology annotation, molecular function: DNA-binding transcription factor activity, RNA polymerase II-specific; RNA polymerase II cis-regulatory region sequence-specific DNA binding. The coding region runs from base 567 to 1334 and encodes 255 amino acids. The record is from RefSeq and is a predicted model, not a curated record. NCBI's taxonomy places the organism in Eukaryota, Metazoa, Chordata, Actinopteri, Salmoniformes, Salmonidae. Gene Ontology annotation, biological process: negative regulation of transcription by RNA polymerase II; embryo development; cell differentiation.
CAAAUCCAGAGAUCCACUGUCAGAUGCACAUCGCAGACUAGAUAUUGCUCACCAUGAUGUCAGCGCUCGCAUUUUCAAAACACAUUUGUGGAGAUUUUGAGCUGCCGGGGAACCGGCUAGUGGUGUUUUUGGUUUCAGAUCAUCCACAGCAGACGGACUCUAUAACGUACAUUGAAAAAUAAAAUGAAGCUCUGGAUACUUGCUGCUUCUUCGUCACCCUCAAUGAGUGGUGCGCAAUGGAUAUUGGGGAUGUAUGUCCUUCUUUUUCAUCACAUGAUUAUCGAUUAAGUCCCUCGGACCCAACCCCAGGAUCGCCAAUAGGCAUCAUUCUUGGAUAGAGUGGACCAAUCAGCGAUCGCCUUUGAUGAAUAUUCAUGAAUCCCUGAUUCAAACCUUUGAGCGAGUUUGUCUAGACCACUGCAUCAUGCCUAGACUUUUCACAGAGACAAACUACAUUUUCUUAUGAAUGGGAAGAGAAAAAAUCAGUACAGCUUAAAUUGGGAUCCAUCCUUCACUGAGAUCAUAGAAGAAAACAAAAAAGGAAGAGGAGAGAUCCGCCAGAAGAGAUGACAAUGACUACAAUACCAGAAAGUCUUAAUAGCCCUGUCUCAGGAAAAACCGUUUUCAUGGAAUUUGGGCCACCGAGUCAACAAAUGUCGCCUUCCUCAAUGUCUCACGGACACUAUUCCAUGCACUGUUUACAUUCUGCGGGUCAUACUCAACACGAGAGCUCGUACAGUCCAGCCUCAUCAUUUCCUAGAUCUUUAGGUUAUCCAUACGUAAACUCCGUCGGCAGCCAUUCCUCAAGUCCAUAUCUCAGUACAGUGCAAUCGUAUCAAAACAACUCGGCACUAACACAGACACGGUUAGAAGAUACAGCACCAGAGACAGAGAAGAACACAGUUGUAGAAGGCGGAGAGGUGCGGUUCAAUGGGAAAGGGAAAAAGAUUCGCAAACCAAGGACUAUCUAUUCCAGUUUGCAGCUACAAACUCUAAACAGAAGAUUUCAACAAACUCAAUAUUUGGCACUGCCAGAGAGAGCCGAGCUCGCAGCUUCGAUGGGACUCACGCAAACACAGGUAAAGAUUUGGUUUCAGAAUAAGCGAUCGAAGUUCAAGAAACUGAUGAAGCAAGGUGGUGGCACAAUUGACACAAACACUUUAGCCCAAUUUAAUGGUCACGGACCUACGACUGGAUCUCCGGUAGCACCGGUUUGGAGCUCACCGACCACCGUGAAAACAUCCGUGGGUACACCAGGGUCUUACAUUCCAAGUUACACCUCAUGGUAUCCAACUGCACACCAAGAGUCUAUGCAGCAACCGCAACUCAUGUGAACAUAACUGUGAGCUGAUAGACCUGCCCCGCCCUCUGUACUGCCAUGGCCCAUAUCAGGAGAUUUUGGGUCCACCACCCAGCGUGGCCUUUUACUGGCCCGCUGCAGCCAUGCACAGAUGUAAUCCGGAGUUUGCUCUCAAAGUUGCCAACUGACAUAUUGACCUCUUCAUACCAAACGACGGCACAGAGAAUAGCCUGAGAGCCGAGAGACUGAAAAAGCACUGUCUGCGCCCAAGGGCAAGAAGUCCUUUCAUGUCCACGACAGAUACCGGAAAUUGUUUUGACAAAUGGGUUCUCAAGCUGCUGUUAUUAUCUUUUGUCACAUUUUAAUAGGCUAUGUGUUAGACUAAAUAUAUUGAGCUGUAACAAGUCAGUGAGAGUAUAUUUACGUAUCCUAUGUUUGAUUUUAAGAUUGGCUACAUUUCUUAUCCCAAUGAUGAUCAAAAUAGGCCUAUAAGCCGCGUGUUACCAAGGCCUAUCAGAUGUAGGUCAACAUGGUGAUUUGACCAUGACCUUAAAACCUAGCAUUUAAACAUACAAAAACCCCAUUGGUCUAUAAUAUAACUUUGACCAACAAAUGUAGGCCAAUCCAAUUAAUAAUUUCAAAAAUAGUCUCAUCAUUUUAAUGGGCAUGGAAUCGAAUCUUCAGUCCGUUCCUUAGUUUUCACAGCCCGAGUUGCACGCGCCCUUGCGCAAAGCUACCAUGCUGUUUUUGUGUGUUAAUUUAAGUUAAAUUAUUUCGUUUUUUUCUAUGUCUGUAUCUUUAUUUAAUAUGCAGUGUGUUUGACUUAUGAAACGACAACAACGUGUUGUUAAUGCUGCACUGAUGCAAGCAAAACUCCUCUUCUACGACGGAGCCCCAAACCAUAUGUUAAAAAGUUGAAAUGAAGAUUGGCUGCUUGAGAAGAGCAUUAAGGUGAUCACGAUGAUAAAGAUAUGGUUUGUCAUUGUUUGUUAUGUGUUGAGCGGGUGGAUGUACAUAAUAAGGACAAGAUAAUAGGCAUUUUUCAGCUUUGGUUUGUGCUGUAAACGAUAUGUUGUGAAAUAGGAUUUUUAUGUGUUCAUUAAGAUGAAUGUGUUUAGCAGUCUAGAAAUAUUUAGUUUUGUAUUGAUCACUUUAAUUUAUUGCUUUGUUUUAUGAAAGUUAUGUACAUAAUGUUGAAAACAGUAAAACGAUGAUUUAAAAGGCCAGUAUAACGUGUCAGACUCCUUACCGGCUAUGUGUUGUAGGCCACAACUUUCUAAUUUCCAUAUAAGUCCAUGUAGGCCAGGGAUAUGACUUAUAUUUAAAACUAAUACAGAGGUACAAUGUGAUCAAAUAAAGCCUAUAUGGUUAUUCAUUUUCAUUAGUCUACAAUGUGCAGCAUUGGCCGUAUAGCCUACACGUGAUUACGCAUAGGCGUUCAGCAUUUCUACAUUUUAGGCCCUGGGAUAGGCCUAUCAGUUUUUCAUAAUCACUUACUGUGAGUGCUGUAUAUAGCCAUGCUGGAGACUUGUCAAUUCAGACCUGACCCGAUUAAUUAUGUGUCAGUUUCUAUAACAUUGUAAUUCCUUCAACAAUAUAGCGCUUGUUUCUUCUCAGUUUCAUUUAGCCGCUAUAAGCUCCUUUCUAGUCUUCUGUGGUUCCAACAAACACCGUUUUCAUCGAUGAAUAGAGGAGAGAGCAAUGGUGUGUGUUAAGUGAAUAAUUGGGCGAGAGGCAGGUGCUGCAAAAAGACUGGUUGGUCGAGGAGGUGGGGGGAGUUUAAAUGUAGAUAAGUAAAAGUGAAAAGUUCAAAGGGGCUCUUGUUUGGGUUUGAUGGUUUAACUGCGCUUUUACAGAAAAUUCUGAAGCACCCGAUGAGCUGAGGAAAGGACCAAUUGAGUGAAAACACUACAGGCCUACGGUAGACAAUAGACUGCCAAUAUCAUCCCCUGCAGCACCAUGCAGAUAUACACCCAUUCCAGACGUCCAUUUCAUAAAUACAAGG